AUGAACUCUUCGGAUUCAAUAACUGACUCAGACGAAGCUUCGAGGACUGACCCGGAAGCGUCGUCAAGUGCUUUCGACAACGAAACGAAGUCUACAGACAAUAAGGACGAAGUUAUGAAACGAGCUGCUGCGAAGAAACUCAUCGAAAGGUACUUUUAUCAACUGACUGAUGGUUGUGGAAAUCCCCAAUGCGAUAAUAAAUACUGUGCAUCCAAUGGAGAGAUGAGCCCGUUAACUCCCGAUGAAGCUGCCGCAAAGGCCAUACAAUUGUUCUCUCAGGAAGCUCGACUUUGCGAAAUCCAUCCCAACAAAAUAGCCAGGAAACAGGGAAAUAUUAUUAACAAUACAAACGGUUCCUCUAACGAGGUUACAUGUAAAACGAGUCAAACAACAAAUGAAUCGGAAUCGCAGAGCAAUUAUUCGAGUAAAGAUAGUUUAAAAUGUAAUAGUGCACCAGUACCGACAUUUUUAACAGAACAAGCACUGUACGAUAUAAUAGACGAAUGCGAGGCAAAUAACAGUUAUUCACCGUUAAUUCGAACGUUAGGCGAAAUUUUUAGUAGUAUCGAGAACCUUUCAAAGAGUUUUCCUCAAGAAGCAAAAUCACCCAGCCAAGCAUACAGCUUGGACGAUGCAGAUAUAAAAGCUUUAAAGAAAGAAGAAGUGCGGACGUUGGAGGGCGAGAAGGACAAAGAUGAAGACAGUUCGGCGGAUUCUAUUAAAAGUUCUCUGCCGCUGGUCGAUGUACCUUCGGUGCGAAGGGCUUUUACAGCGCUAUUUAAACUAAAAAAAUCGAUUUUUGAAAACGCCCUGGUAAACGCCUUGGUCACUUUAGCGGGAAAUUUACAAAUGGAAUUGCCCACGAGAAAGGAGAGAGGAGUGAAUGAUGACAUCGUAAACGUUCUGUUGAUCGUUUUCGAGAUUCCAGGCCUUUGUUCCGGGGAUUUACUGGAAACGGCUUUGCCAGCGAUAUGCCGGGCCGCGCAAGGCCUUCCCAUAGAAGUCCAAGCGAAUUUGGCCAGGCAAUGGUCGGAAGUGGCCCGAUCCAGUAUUAGGAUUAUUUUAAUGAACCUUCAGCAACUGAUCACCUAUUGCAUAUUACGCGCAAUGAUGACGUUGAUGCCGGAUUUUUGUUUGCAAGAUGAAAAUGUCAUUACUUCUGCUACAAAACUAAUGAAGAUUUUGUACUACGCCAAUUUGUUGGCCGGCGUAUUAGAAUCGCCCGAGCUGAGAUGCCAUACUCUGUCCGAUUCGACGGACGGUUUGUUGAUAAAACCCAAAAAUUCGCUGCCUUCUGAUCUGUUGGCCGACGAAUUGGGCGUUCAUGUGCUGGAUUGCAGAACGCCCUACAUACCGUUUUCGGAAUUUUACCACGAACCCCUUAGCGAAGCCGUCGAAAUGGAUAGGGACUUUGCUAACUAUAAAAGUGAAACAGGUAUUCGUAUGAACCCAUGUAAAUUCAGUUUUAUGCAUUACCCCUUCAUCCUUACACCUGCCACAAAGACGAUGGGAUUGUAUUUCGACAACAGGAUACGAAUGUACUCGGAGAGGAGAAUCAGUUUCCUGCAAGCCGUCACCGGUUUGCCGUCGCAGCCUUUUUUGAAAUUGAAAGUCAGGAGGGAUCAUAUCAUCGACGAUGCUUUGGUCGAACUGGAAAUGAUAUCGAUGGACAAUCCGAGCGAUUUGAAAAAGCAAUUGGUCGUCGAAUUCGAAGGGGAACAAGGCAUCGACGAAGGCGGAGUGUCUAAAGAAUUUUUCCAAUUGGUCAUCGAAGAAAUAUUCAAUCCGGAUUACGCGAUGUUCGUCAUCCAACCGGAAUCCCAAACGACUUGGUUCAAUCCCACCAGCUUCGAGAGCGACGCUCAAUUCAAGCUCAUCGGGGUGGUUUUGGGAUUGGCCAUAUACAAUAACGUCAUUUUGGCUGUAAAUUUCCCAAUGGUGCUAUAUAGAAAAUUGAUGGGAAGACGGGGCAGUUUCGAGGAUUUGCAGGAUUGGAAUCCUGUGCUGUAUAAUAGUUUAAAACAACUUUUGGAUUAUGAAGAACCGAAUUUCGAAGAUGUGUUCAUGCUCACUUUUAGGAUAAGUUACCAGGACGUUUUUGGUUCCACGAUCAGCUACGACUUGAAGCACGACGGAGACAAGAUACUUGUAACGCAGGAAAAUAAAUAUGAGUUCGUAGACAUGUACGCCGAUUUUUUAUUAAAUAAAUCUGUGGAAAAGCAAUUUUCAGCAUUUUAUAGAGGCUUUCAAAUGGUAGUAGACGAAUCACCACUCGAACUGCUUUUCCGUCCCGAGGAAAUCGAGCUGUUAAUUUGUGGAAGUAAAAACUUCGACUUUGAUGAAUUGGAACUAUCGACCGAAUACGAUGGAGGCUAUUCAAACGAAACGCAGAUCAUCAAAGAUUUUUGGUCGGUGGUUCACGCUCUGUCGAUGGAGGAUAAAAGGAAGCUCCUUCAGUUCACGACGGGUUCCGAUAGAGUCCCUGUGGGCGGAUUGAGCAAAUUGAAACUAGUCGUGGCCAAAAACGGCCCGGACUCCGACAGAUUGCCCACCGCUCACACGUGUUUUAACGUUCUUUUGCUACCGGAGUAUUCUUCUAAAGAAAAACUCAAAGAUCGGCUGGUCAAAGCGAUUAACUAUUCAAAGGGUUUUGGCAUGUUAUAA
This is a messenger RNA of Phyllotreta striolata, 2664 nucleotides long. The record is from the annotation of a GenBank genome assembly. Lineage: Eukaryota; Metazoa; Arthropoda; Insecta; Coleoptera; Chrysomelidae.